Molecule: messenger RNA, 4311 nt
Organism: Penicillium samsonianum
Lineage: Eukaryota; Fungi; Ascomycota; Eurotiomycetes; Eurotiales; Aspergillaceae
Exons: 3
Coding region: 1-4311 (1436 amino acids)
Molecular function (GO): protein binding
Source: RefSeq, a predicted model, not a curated record
AUGGGUAGAUUUAAGAAACACUUCGAGAAUCUAACACAACGGACAAAGAAGAAUACCAAGACUGAUGGAGCACAUGGAGACUUCCAUGAUGUCUCUUCGACCGCAGAGUCAAAUGUGUCUGACCCUUCUGAAUUAUCGAUUGCGGCAAACCAUGUAAAUCCUUCUGGCCCUGCUGAAAACCUUGACAAGCUCUCCAAGCCUGCUUCACUGAAUUGCAAUGCCACUACGGUCUCAAGUCUUCCUGAAUCCCGCCAGCCCGAGCAGAGCAUACCUGACUUAUCGUCUUCUGAGACGACUCCAACCUCGUUAAUUGACAGCCAAGAUCCCUGGGCUUUGGCAUAUGAAAUCUUGCAGAAACGAGAGCCGAAGUUGGUCGAAGAUUACCAGACGCACUUGAGUUUCGUGCAGUGCAACAGCUCAGUGGAAGCAGUGGAAGUGGGCGCAGAUCUUUCGAAUCCGCGGUCAGUCGAGUCAGUGAUGACGCAGUUGCUGGAAGACCGGGAGAAGAAGCAGUGGCAAGUCUCACUUCUGGGAAAGGAUGUGAAGAUACGAGAACAAACCGAAAAACUGGCUAAGUUUCUCCUCUGGGCCGACCCAGUCGUGAAGAACGCCGUUAGUACUCAACCAUAUGCAGCGUUGGCAUGGGCUGGUGUCUCGUUGCUUUUACCUCUACUUUCAAGCAGUACCACUGCCAAUCUGGCGAUGCUCAAAGGCUUUGAUUCAAUCCACGAUAUUCAGAUGCUCUGGAACAUCUGCGAGAAGAGAUACCUACAGUCCGAGCAUAGGGAUGAGUAUCAAGAUCUCAUCACCCCCCUUGCUACACUCUACUCUCAUAUCAUCGAAUACCAAGCACGUGCUAUCUGUCAUUCCUCUAAAGCCCAACUCUCCCGCGCAUGGAAGAACAUAGCCGGUGAAAGCGAUUGGGAUGAAAUGAUAUCAAAAAUCAAGCAAUCAAGCGAGACUUGUAGCUCCCAUCUCCCUUAUCUCGAAUUAGAGGAGAAUCGCAAUCACCGAGAUCGUCAGCUGCAGGAGAUGAGAGAGUCUCGGACUAUUCUUGAUGAGAUUUGCAAUGUCCUAAAAGCGGACACAAGUCGGACCCAGAAGAAUUAUGAAGACCAGAACGAGCGAGAUCUUCUUCAAACACUUACGUCCGACUACGAAGAUGACAAGAGUUAUAAUCCACUGAGAGUCCCAGGCACAUGCGAAUGGUUCUUUCAGGGUAACGAAUUUCGAAACUGGCGCGACAGCGACAGUUCUAGUCUUCUGUGGAUUUCCGCCGGCCCUGGUUGUGGAAAGUCGGUAUUAUCGCGGACUCUUAUCGAUGAGAACCGGCUUUCUACAAACAUCACGACAUCAACAAUCUGCUAUUUCUUUUUCAAGGAUGGAGAUGAGCGUCGUGUGUCAGCUACCAAUGCUUUGUGCGCAUUGCUUCACCAGCUUUUCACCCACGAUCCGACGGGCACACUGAUCCAAAAUGCAGUCAUCAGCCACAAAAAUCACGGUACGAAUCUAGCACAGAACUUCUCCGAACUGUGGCGUCUUUUUAUCCAAUGUGUCAGCUCGCCAGAGCUUGGAGAGGUGGUUUGUGUCCUUGAUGCCCUGGAUGAGUGCAAUGUUGAUAGCAUGCGGCAAUUACUCGGUAAUCUGAAGGAGCUCUACUCGAAACGCCAACUUUCAUCCUCAACCUCAAAACUGAAGUUCCUGAUCACGAGUCGCCCUUAUGAUAGUUUGGAGGCGUCGUUUCAUGAUUUCCCUGAUACAAAUGCUUUUUUGCAUUUUGACGGAGAUGAUAGGUCUGCCGACAUCAGCAACGACAUAGGUCUGGUUAUCGAUGCAAAACUACAGAACUUCGCCCGAAACUUUCGGGAGAGCGACCGUCAAAUGAUUUCCAAUCAGAUCAAGGGCAUGAAGAAUCGCACUUACCUCUGGCUACACCUCACAUUCGACAUCAUUGAGCAGAGCCCAAGUGAGUAUAAGCGACGAUCCGAUAUCAAAGAACUCCUCUCCGAGCUACCUUCGGAGGUCUCAGACGCAUAUGAAAAGAUCCUAGACCGGAGCAGGAACGAGGUUCAGACAAAAACUCUUCUUGAAAUUGUUUUGGCUGCAGCACGACCUCUAUCACUUGAUGAAGCCAAUAUAGCCCUGACGAUGGCUUUGGAAAAGGAUGGUUUCGAUUCUUACGACGAUCUGGAGGCAGAUUUAUGGCCAAGAGAUGACUUCAAAAGCGUCGUGAAAAAUCUAUGCGGUCUCUUCAUCAAUGUGUACGAUUCGAAGUUGUUUUUCAUUCAUUUGACAGCGAGAGAGUUUCUCACUGAUCCCCUUCAAAGUGGAAAGUGGAAGGGACGGCUGAGUAUGACACAGUCACACACGAAGAUGGCGCUGCUGUGUCUAUCAUACUUGCCACAUCUAGAUUGGCAAGGAUCGGCGAAGGAAACCAGGGCGAAGUUUCCGUUGGCUCAGUACUCAGCCCAGCAUUGGAUGGAUCAUUCACGACCUACGGAGACAGAGGAGGAAGUUCUGGCAAGUGUCGAGAGGUUUUUCGUUCAACAAAAUACAGCAUACGCAGAUUGGUUGAACCUCUUUGACCCAGAUAUCCCUUCAAAAAAGGAGCCGCAGCAAGCUCGAAGCUACAAAAUAGGGACUCCACUAUAUUAUGCAUCAUUUUUCGGUCUCCAACAAACAGCACAACGCCUAUUAGCCAAGGGCGCGGAAAUCAACGCACCGGGCGGCCUAUAUGGAAAUGCACUCCAUAGGGCUUCCGCUGCCGGCCACGAAGGGAUUGUGCAGCUGCUAUUAGCCAAGGGCGCGGACAUCAACGCGCCGGGCUUUUUUGGAAAUGCACUCCAGAGGGCUUCCUCUGCCGGCCACGAAGGGAUUGUGCAGCUUCUAUUAGCCAAGGGCGCGGACGUCAACACACUGGACGGAUUUAAUGGAAAUGCACUCCAGCAAGCUUCCGCUGAAGGCCACGAAGGGAUUGUGCAGCUACUAUUAGCCAACGGCGCAGACAUCAACGCGCCGGGCUUUUUUGGAAAUGCACUCCAGAGGGCUUCCGCUGCCGGCCACGAAGGGAUUGUGCAGCUUCUAUUAGCCAAGGGCGCGGACGUCAACGCACCGGACGGACUUAAUGGAAAUGCACUCCAGCAAGCUUCCGCUGAAGGCCACGAAGGGAUUGUGCAGCUACUAUUAGCCAACGGCGCAGACAUCACCGCGCCGGGCUUUUUUGGAAACGCACUCCAGAGGGCUUCCGCUGCCGGCCACGAAGGGAUUGUGCAGCUGCUAUUAGCCAAGGGCGCAGACGUCAACGUACCGGGUAAGUAUGGAAGUGAACUCCAGCGAGCUUCCGCUGAAGGCCACGAAGGGAUUGUGCAGCUGCUAUUAGCCAAGGGCGCGGACAUCAACGGGCAGGGUGGCGAGUAUGGAAAUGCACUCCAGAAUGCUUCCGCUAGAGGCCACGAAGGGAUUGUGCAGCUGCUAUUAGCCAAGGGCGCGAACAUCAACGGGCAGGGUGGCGAGUAUAAAAAUGCACUCCAGGAUGCUUCCGCUGAAGGCCACGAAGGGAUUGUGCAGCUACUAUUAGCCAAGGGCGCGGAUAUCAACGCGCAGGGCGACUUUUAUGGAAAUGCACUCCAGGCUGCUUCCGCUAGAGGCCACGAAGAGAUUGUGCAGCUGCUAUUAGCCAAGGGCGCGGACAUCAACGCCCAGGGUGGCGAGUAUAGAAAUGCACUCCAGGCUGCUUCCGCUGGAGGCCACAAAGGGAUUGUGCAGCUGCUAUUAGCCAAGGGCGCGGACAUCAACGCCCAGGGUGGCGAGUAUGGAAAUGCACUCCAGGCUGCUUCCGUUGGAGGCCACAAAGGGAUUGUGCAGCUGCUAUUAGCCAAGGGCGCGGACAUCAACGCGCAGUCCAUCGUCAACCCCCAAGCGCCUCUCUACUUGACACGCCAUCCUCACCAGCGCCUCUCUCCACGACGCGCCAACCGGCCAGGCCAGACACCCAUCUACAAACGCAUAUCUCCCAGCAGCAGUUUCGCAGAGCCUAAGCUCUUAGAGCUCGUUCCAAUCCUUACCGGCGAAACUAACUUCGCAUCGUGGUCAACUGCACUUAAGUACGCUCCCGGCACUCGGGAUCCUACUUUUUUGAGAUGCUCACCGGCAAACAACCUCAAUCCCGUCAACGCCAAAUCAGCGAGCGCGGUCAACGUUCUGGCCCCAGUUCCGGCCACCAACCCCGCUACAACCAAUGCCGUCACCGGCAACCCCUUCAUACGUUACAACAACCUUUUCAACAACCGAGGUUCAACAAGAACAUUUUAG